Molecule: messenger RNA, 3813 nt
Organism: Danio aesculapii
Lineage: Eukaryota; Metazoa; Chordata; Actinopteri; Cypriniformes; Danionidae
Gene: qki2
Product: QKI, KH domain containing, RNA binding 2
Exons: 6
Coding region: 616-1470 (284 amino acids)
Biological process (GO): regulation of mRNA splicing, via spliceosome
Cellular component (GO): nucleus
Molecular function (GO): mRNA binding
Source: RefSeq, a predicted model, not a curated record
CCCAUUGGCGACUUCACACGAUGGCAAUGUUGAGCAGUGUAGGCUUGAUCGUGAUCAUGUGACGGACAGCUUUGGCAGGGAACAGCACUGAACACAGAAACAUCAGGCGCAACUAAAGGAGUUUCCACAAGCGCGAGGGAGACAGAGUCUACAAGUGAACAUCGCCGCGCUUUAAAACCGUUAUUCGAGGUCUCUGACAGACACCGAAAGUCCAGUGGAAAAGCUGUCAUCAGCAGUUUGGAUAAAGAGGUUUGGUGGCGGUGUAAGAAGAGGAGAGGACGCACAAAUCUCAGCGGGCAUGCGGGAGUUUUUGGAGUUAUUAGACGUCAAACAUUCAACAAACAUAUAAGAACUUUCGCGAAGGUCCCAUUUCUAAAUUGCGUCAUAGGCAAUUUUUUGUUUUGUUUUGUAAUUUUUGUGUGUGUGUGUGUGUGUGUGGUGGGAAAACUGAUGAUUGAGAGCGAUACAAAGUUACAACGUUUUGUUUGAAAAGUAGCAGGAGUGUGGAAUAAAUCCGGGGAAACACAUUAAAUCCCCUCAGCUUGCUUUUUUUAAUUAGGGGGGCUUUCGUGUUUUCCCUCAGACGUAAGCAUUUUUCGAGGCACAAUUUUAAACAUGGUUGGGGAAAUGGAAACGAAGGAGAAGCCUAAGCCCACUCCUGACUAUCUGAUGCAGCUCAUGAACGACAAGAAGCUGAUGAGCAGCCUGCCAAACUUCUGUGGGAUCUUCAACCAUCUCGAACGACUGUUAGAUGAAGAAAUUGGACGGGUACGGAAGGACAUGUACAAUGACACUCUGAACGGCAGCACAGACAAAAGGACUUCAGAGCUCCCGGAUGCUGUGGGGCCCAUUGCACAACUCCAAGAGAAACUCUAUGUGCCUGUCAAAGAAUACCCAGACUUCAAUUUUGUGGGGAGAAUCCUGGGGCCCCGGGGCCUGACAGCAAAGCAACUGGAGGCUGAGACAGGCUGCAAAAUCAUGGUGCGAGGGAAGGGCUCUAUGAGAGACAAGAAGAAGAGCCAUUUCCCCUCACAUGUUUUCUGUAUUUGCUCUUUUGUGUCUCUAUUUUUCUGUUUAGCAGCCUUAGCCUUCUCCCUGGCCGCCACAGCACAGGCUCCCCGAAUUAUGACCGGCCCCACACCGGUGAUGCCCACCGCGGCCCUGCGCACACCUGCCCCCACCGCCCCCACCCUCAUGCCCCUCAUCCGACAGAUCCAGACGUCUGCCCUCAUGCCUACGGGCACACCUCACCCCACCGCCACCCUCUUGCCCCAGACUCCAGAGUCCGGCAUCAUCUAUGCACCCUAUGAUUACCCUUACGCCCUCGCCCCUGCAACCUCCAUUCUCGAAUAUCCUAUUGACUCCAGUGGUGUUUUAGGUGCAGUGACUACUAAAGUACGAAGGCAGGAUAUGCGCGUCCAUCCUUACCAAAGGGUAGUGACCGCAGAACGAGCCGCCACCGGCAACUAACCAAUGACCCUCUGAACUCUUCACCCAAUGAUGACCUGACCAUUGCCUGCCUGCUGACCAGUUCUCUGGCUCUCGUCCUUCGCUUCUAUGUUUUGGCGGCCUGCUGGUGAGCCCAGAAGCAGCUUUAAUUCGCUUAACACAGCCCAGAAGCCGUGAUGGCCCCACGCCACCACCCACAGAACCGAAACGCUCCCCUUCUCAAACUGAGGACCUCCUCGGUCAGGUGACCUGGGCUUCUCAAAGCCUGCACUGAAGUUUCAAAGCAAUAACGCUGUCAGGGGGCGACACCUAAAAAUCCUACUUUCACAUGCACACAUUGCAUAAACACCAAUCUUUAUGGGUUUUUUUUAAUUAAUAAUUGAGUGUAAUGUCUAAACUGUGUCAGUUCAGCCCAAAAUGAUCAUUUCGCUUCAUUAAAAGUCUGCAUACCCAAAGAUGUAACAUAUAAAAAAAGUGAUAAACUUAUAUCAGUUAAGAAGUUUAAUUUAGUUUCUACACUGUUAAAAUUUCUGGCUGCCUUAAAUUUUUAAGUUGAAUCAAAUUAAUCUUAUAAGUGCAUUGAACUUAUAUUAUGUUAAACUGACUUAAAACAGCUUGCGUAAUUUAUAAAAUUAAGUUAGAACAUGAUUAACUUACAGUUAAUACGUUACAGUGAAUUAAAAACAUAUGCUGUCAUGACUAAUUGAUCAUAUAAUUUUCAACAGUGUAGUUUUGUAUGUAUUUGUUAUGAAUCAGUUCUUAAAGCGAUAGUUCACCCAAAAAUUUUACUUUACACACUAUUUACUCACCCUCAUGUAACAAAUGAGUUUCUUUAUUCCACUGAACACUAAACAAGAUAUUUGAAAGAAAGUGCACUGCACUGAAAAAAAUUAUACUUUGAACCAAUGCUGAAAAAAGUUGACUCAAAUUUGUAAGGCUUUUAAAAGACCUUUUUUUAGCUGACUUAAAUCGAGUUAAGUGCAGUACUCGGUUUAAAAGUUGAGUUAGCUUAAAAUUGUAAGGAAGCUGCUGUAUAGUUUUUUUUAGUUGACUCAACUUAAAUCAAGUUAAAUGCAGUGCUUGGGUAAAAAGUUGAGUUAAAAACUUAAAACUUAAAAUUGUAAGGCAACUUGCUGCACAGCUUUUUUAAGUUGACUUUUACAGUGUGUAACCAUUGACUAACACUGUAAAAAGUUUGAAAAAGUGAGUUAACUCAUUGCCUUCAAUUAUUAAAUAAAAAAAUGUGCAUAAUAUAAAAAAAUAAGUUAAGUGAACUCCACUAAGUUACAGCAUAAAUACUUUUUUAAGUAAAAACAGUUGGUCAUUUUAAGGCAUUGGGUUUACUCACUUUAUAAAGUAAUCGCUUUUUACAUUGGAUUUGGAACAACAAAUACUGUAGAAGUGAGUGGUUGUGUCUUGAUUUUUAGACAACACAGUACUAAAGCUUUAACUUUAGAAGAGUUAUGAAAUUAUGUUUUGUUUGGGAUACAUUUUUUUCCCAAUCACAACAAAAGAAAACAUUGUUAAUCUAAUCAGUUAUCAGUUGUCAUUUUCAGUUUUUUUUUUAGUUGUUGGUGGAAAUGUUAUCGAACCUUUACAAAAAUCCCCCCCCCCCCCAUACACAUACAGUUUGCAUAUUUCACACCUCUCAUCCUUUCCAUUUUUUCGGGAAUUUCAGGCUUGAUGUGGCAUGAAAGAUUUCUGUAUAUUCAUGUCUAAAUCCCAAUGACAACAGUGAGUGAAUGCAAUCAUCUUUCUCUAUGAACUAUAUGAUAAAGUAUUGACAACGUAUUUUAAUGUUAUUUGUUAAUUAAGUGAUUUUAACUUGAUGUUUUACGUUUGUUUAAUAGCAUUGAAGUGUAUUGCAGAGUUAAUUUGAUUCAACCUAAAAAAAUGUAUAAUAAUAAUAAUUCCUUACAUUUAUAUAACACUUUUCUGGAUGCUCAAAGCGCUUUACACAUUUUUGGGGGGAAUCUCCUCAUCCACCACUAGUGUGCAGCAUCUACCUAGAUGACAUGAUGGCACACCACACACCAGCUGAUUGGUGGAGAGGAGACUGAGUGAUGAAGCCAAUUAUGAUAUAGGGAUGGUUAGGAGGCCAUGAUGGACCGAGGCCAGUGAACAAAUUUGGCCAGGACUGUGGGGUUAAACCCCUACUCUUUUUCAAAGGACAUUUUAACAAUCACAGAGUCAGGACCUAGGUUUAACAUCUCACCCAAAAGACGGCGCUCACUGAGCAGUAGUAGAACAUCCCCCCUCACUAUACUGGGGUAUUAGGAACCACACAGACCACAUGUUGAGUGCCCCUGCUAGUCUCACUCACACCCCUUCCAGUAGCAACCUAGCUUUCCAUGUGGUCUCCUA